Messenger RNA from Mercenaria mercenaria, 1608 nucleotides. RefSeq lists its product as uncharacterized. The transcript has 6 exons. NCBI's taxonomy places the organism in Eukaryota, Metazoa, Mollusca, Bivalvia, Venerida, Veneridae. The coding region runs from base 26 to 1129 and encodes 367 amino acids. The record is from RefSeq and is a predicted model, not a curated record.
UUUUGAACUGGAAUGUGUCAACAAAAUGGCGAACAACAACAGUGUCGAAGAGUACCUAGUUUAUUUGAAAGAAAAUGCGAACGAACUAAGACAGCUCGGCAAAAAAUGGGGCAUGACAGAAGAAGAGAUAAAUAGUUGUGUGACUGAAGCCCUGUCAAUGACGGAGAACAAAGAAGAGUUGAAGAAAUCGCCGAAAAAUAAAGCCAGGAAAUGCUGGUCCUACUUCCUGUUUGCUUUGAAGUUCCAGCUGGCUUUCUGUUUGCUGGUAUUUGUACUGAUUGCAGGAAUCUAUAUCACAGCAUCAUAUCAUGAACCCACACAGCGGGCUGUCAUCAAAGUUAUCAUGCCCUACAGCUAUGAGAUAAUGAGGCUUGUAAGACUUGCUGCAGUGCCAUUACAUGGAAUGUUCAAUAUCUCGAGCUUGUACAACUCUGAAUGCCUGAUAGAAAAUCCUUACUUCAUUCAAGAAACACCCGACUGUAACAUAUGUCGAAGUUUCAAGCAGGCGAAAGGUCUCAAUGCCUCUACAUUCAAUGCCACCAAGUUUACAGCAUAUGCCAAUACAUUGAAACCUGUCAAGCUCAUGAAAACAAUAGAGAGGAACAUAACAUACAGCGAUAUAAGGAAAAUGUAUCUGGAAACCCAAGACAGACUUGUGGCCGAACCACACCAGUUUACAUCGACUGUACCAAGCAUACAGUCUCUAUCCCAGUUGUUUGAUGAAGAUCACGGAGAAGAGAUUGAUGCACAUGAAAACCAGCACAUUGAUUGGCACAGUACAACAGUGAAAGCUAGUGCAGGUCUUAGAACACUAUUUCCAAGACCACACUAUCUGCCACCUGAGACAGAAGUCACACUGGAGAAACAUGUCCUUAUAGAUGGCCCAAACACAACAGCGUAUCAUUUGCCUGUCAUGAACAGCAGUCCGUUACAUCUGUACACACAGGGGAGUGGGAAGAGACGUUUGCUUGUAAGACCUGUGGAAGGCUGUAAAGAAUACUGUAACUCUAUGCUAGUGUUCAUGGACCCAGGAGAUGCAUUGUUGUAUAAUCGAGAUAUGUGGCGAGUGUACCUGUCUACCAGUGGUGACACAACCAGUGUGGGAUAUGUUAUUGCAAUACAGAUCUAGAAUCCAAUUAACAGAAUUCUAUAUGUACUAGACAAUGCGUCUCUUUAAUUUUUUGACACAGAGAUUUACCCAUAUAAGAAUCUUUUAUAAACACUAAACUUGCAACCUAGACAGGUCUCAUAAAUUUUCUUAUGCUUUAAGUAAACUAUACAUACAUGUUCCAAGACUGAAAUUGUUGGCUUUAUAUUCGGAAGUAUUUUCAAAUUUGUUUUUGUAUUGAAAUGGAAAAAUACCGCUAGAUAAACAGAGAUAUGAAAUAAGCUUCAAUGGAAUUUUUUUUUUUUUUUAUAAUAAUCGUUAACAUGUUUUAUUUUGUAGCUGGAUAACACAAAAACUGAAAUUGAACUCUUGCAAAAAUAAUGAUAAUAAUAAUGAACUAAUACAGUUGAUGAGGAGGAAGUAUUUCUUAUCACAUACAAAGAAAGAGAUUGUCAUCAUCAAUACAUGUAUACCAAGAACAAAGAGAUUUUUAAGCAUUA